AUUGGCGGGAGUAGGUUGGGUACUUAGAAUUCGGAGUGUGGGUGGAGAGGCCAUGUGAAGGGGUCGUGAUGGCAAGGAUAGGGGUGAAGACGGCGGCGGAGACGGUGGCGGAGAUGGAUUAAAGGAGGAGGCUAGGGGAGGGAUGGUGCUGCUUCUGGUUGGUGUUCUUAAGGACCUUCAACGAGUUUACUAGCUCGUCUAUUAGCUGGUUUUCUGUGCGAGAAAACGAAUUUUAGUAAAAACGGUUAAUUUUAACGACAAAACUAUACACUCUUACUCUGGUUGAAUGUAUGCUGUAUCCUUUCACGUGCCGCUUGAUCUUUUUCGCCUCUUUCAACAGGUGCAGUACUUGUUCGCGAACGGCGAUGAACCCCGACGAGGAACGUUUAAUGUUUAAUGUAAGUUACGCCACUGAUUCCAGAUUUAAGCUAAAUGUAUUGAAGACACCAUCCGGCGCCAGUUGCGAUAUCUGUCUGCUCUCCGAGUGGAAUCCGCUGCGGUACGGCGAAUUCAUCGAAAAGGAGUUCAACAAGGGCAACACUCUGCGAUGCCACUACUUCUGUUUGCUUUCCGGCGGUCGAAUACCGCAACGCGGUAAGGGCUACUCUGGGAUCGCCGGGUUUCUGAUACGCGAUAUCAGGGACAGCAUAAAGGAAACGCGUGAUAAGAUCUGCGCCUAUUGCGGACAACACUCGGCCCCGGUACAGUGCAAUCAGGAUGGAUGCGAUCGAUGGUACCAUUACGUCUGUGGCUACAAAAACUACUGCGUGACGCAGUUUAGCGGCCAGUUCAAAUCGUACUGCCACGUGCACUUGCCAGCCGAACAACGAAAAGUGCAUGAUACCGCGGGUGUGGGAUGCGAGAUCUGCUACGACCGGUUACCGGCACCGGGCGAUCCGGAAUGCAACGGGGUCGCAAUCAUCCGAGCUUCGUGCGAUAGCGAUUGCCCGGCGGGAAUGUACCACCGGGAGUGUUUGCAGCGCUACGCGUACACGUCCGGGUACACCUUCCAGUGUCCGAAUUGCUACAACAAAGAGUUUAAACACUUUGCCGCUCUCAGCGGAAUCUUCGUACCGCAACGCGAAGCGGCCUGGGAGCGUGAGGCUGGAGCAUUUAAGGAUCUGCAGAAACGCCGGUGCACGGCCAUCGGUUGUGAUCGGGCGAAACCAGGACUGGCGGGGCACGGCUUGGUAGGUUGUAGGGUGUGCGGUGGCGCGAUAAGGCACGCCAGCUGCACACAACUCGCCGACCCGGAAUCGUACGUGUGCACGACUUGCCAGGAUGAACAGUUCGAAAAGUUUCUUUAGUUGCAAUUAAAAGUAGAUCAUAAAAUGUGUGAGUAAUAAAAUACCUGGGGGGGUUGGUCUACUACUACUACCUACUAC
Messenger RNA from Anopheles darlingi, 1385 nucleotides. RefSeq names its product PHD finger protein 7-like. The transcript has 2 exons. NCBI's taxonomy places the organism in Eukaryota, Metazoa, Arthropoda, Insecta, Diptera, Culicidae. Bases 291 to 1307 code for a protein of 338 amino acids. Gene Ontology annotation, cellular component: nucleus. The record is from RefSeq and is a predicted model, not a curated record.